AUGAUGACCAAUGGCAAUAGUAACAGUAAUAAUAAUGAAAUAUUGUCAAAACGAUCUACAAUGAAAGCAACAUCAUUAUUUGAUAUGAUGUCUUCAACGAACAGUAAUAAUAAUUCAACGAUAAAUAGUGACAAUCGUAUUAAAUUUAUUGAUAUUCUUGUAUGUGGUUCAUGUCAACAAGAUUUUCAAUUAUCGGAUAUUCUUAAAUUUAUUGAACACAAAGCUAAAUGUCGUAAUAAAGAAAAUAAACAAAAAAUACCAUAUCAUUUUCCACGACGACGAAGACGACGACGGCGUCGAAGAGAAGGUUACAAUGAUGAUGAUUACGAUGAUGAUGAUGGUGAUGGUGAUGGUGAUGAUGACGAUUAUGAUGAAGAUGAUGAUAAAAUUCAACAAAGUGGCAAUUCAAGUGAAAGUGAUAAUGAAAAUAAUAUUCAUCGUCAUCAAUCUGAUCGUCAACAAUUAUCACAAAAACAAAAAACAUUUUCGAAAGUUCUUGUUGAUGCAAGUGCUAAUACAUUAAACAGUCAUUCGGAACCUUAUAAUUUUGAAUGUAAUGAAUGUGGUGAUGUUUACAGUUCAGCUUGGUUUCUCAUACAACAUUAUCAACGCUUACACGGUUUGAAAAUGUACAGAAAUUGUCUAAAUGAAAAUUCUUCUGCUAAUAAUAAUAAUGAUGAUAUUAAUCCAACAACAGCAGCAACAGCAGCAGCAUUGAUGAAUAAUAGUUUAUUAACAAAAGAUCCAUCAAUGCUCAAUAUUGAUCUUACUUUACUUGAAAGUGCAUUUAAACAAGCUACACCAUCUAAUUCUUCCCUGGCAUCAUCAACAACAUUCGCUUCAAAUCAAUUAAUAGCUGCAGCUAAUGCUGCACGAUCAGUACAACAACAACAACAACAACAUUCCCUAUCUAUACGAACAACAGCGGAUAGUGAAUGUAAUCCGCGUGGUUCUCUCUCAGCAGGUGCUAACUCUAAGGCAAAUGUGCCAUUUUCAGCACUUCCUUCAUCAACAUCUACUGGAACAUAUUCAAGCUUAUUACCAGAUUCUGAUCGAUCAAACGCAAUUGUCCAAUUACUGAAAGAAGUAGCUAAACAACAAACUUGUAAAACAUAUGAAAAAGAUAAAUUAAAUAAUACUACAGAUACACAAUUUCUUACACCAAAAUCUUUUGAUGUUACGACAUCUCAAAUUGCAAACGAUUCAAAUAACAAUGUACAUAGUCAUUAUGAAGAAUCAAAUCAUAAUACUCGACGUCAAAAACGACGACGACCACCGGAUUCUGAUCAUAAUGAUGAAUUUGAACAUAAACAAAUAACGUCAUCAUUAUCUAUUUCAAAUUCAUCAAAUCGAGUUUCGACAUUAUCAGCUGGUCCUAUGCGUCGUCUCUCAGCUUCAUCAACGCCUUCAAUAUCAUUAUCAUCAUCUGAAGAUGAACCAGCAUCAUCAAUAUAUCAUCAUGGAAGAAAUGGAAAUAAAACAACUGCAAUUGAUACACCAUUUAUAACUGUUGAUCAAUCACAAGAACGAAAACGUCAUCAACGUAAACCAACACGACAAAAGUCAACACAAUUAAUAAAUGGUAUUAAUUCACAACAACCAAUGACAACAUCAGUUAAAGAUGAACCAUGCGAUACAGAUGAUAAUUGUGCUACUUAUAAUACUAUUAAUGAUGAUAAUCAAUCAACAACAUGGAAAAAACCUGGAUUAUUAUUAAAAACCGGUGGAAAUCUUUCAAAUGAAUCGACUAAUGAAAAUCGAACAUCAAUAACGAAUUCAUCAACUUAUAAAUGGCUUCAUCAAGCAUUUCGUUCAUUAAUACCGUCACAAUCACAAAUGAAUGAUAUUGAAAUAACAAUACAACAAUCGCCACAAUCAAUUUCAAUGAUUGACAGUGGUGGUGGUGGUGGCCUUGUAUCAACACGUUCAUCUCCAUCUCUAUCUAUAACAUCACCAUGUUCAACAUCUGUACUUAAUUUAUCAACUACAAAUGGAAAUAAUCUUAAUGAUCAAAAUUCCCCAUCUCAACCGAAUGUAAUUGAUCAUUCAUUAACUUCACCUGAUGGUGAUUAUCAUCCUCAUCAAUCAAGAAUAUUAAAUCAAACAAAUCGAAAUGAAAAUAAUUUCAUAUCAUCAACAUCAACAUUUUUUACAAAUAAUGGUAUUCAUUUAACUAAUGUAUCGAAUUCAAAUUCUCAACGAUUAAUAAAACGUGAUCGACGUAAUGAUACAUGUGAAUAUUGUGGAAAAGUUUUUAAAAAUUGUUCAAAUUUAACUGUUCAUCGUCGAAGUCAUACAGGUGAAAAACCAUAUAAAUGUGAAUUGUGUGCAUAUGCAUGUGCACAAUCAUCGAAAUUAACACGCCAUAUGAAAACUCAUGGUCGUGCUGGAAAUGAAGCAUUUCGUUGUCGUUAUUGUUCAAUGCCAUUUUCUGUGGCAAGUACUUUAGAAAAACAUAUGCGUCGUUGUGAUCGUAAUCCUCAAAUUCUUGCUGUAUUUAAACAACAACAACAACCAGCAACAUUAUCAUCAAUAAAUAAUAAUCGAAAAUCAAUAGCAAAUGUAAAAAAUGGAUUUUGUAUUGAUACAAUUGAUGAUAAUGAAGAAAUGAUUUCUGAUGAUUAUUCAUCAUAUGCUGAAAUAAUUGAUGAACAAAAUGAAGCAAGUUUAGAUGAAGAUGCUGAUGAUAUUGAUUAUACUGAACAACCAUCAAAUGAGCAAUCUUGA
This is a messenger RNA of Rotaria sp. Silwood2, 2727 nucleotides long. The record is from the annotation of a GenBank genome assembly. Lineage: Eukaryota; Metazoa; Rotifera; Eurotatoria; Philodinida; Philodinidae.